Neoarthrinium moseri is the source of this 1677-nucleotide messenger RNA. RefSeq lists its product as uncharacterized. The transcript has 3 exons. Lineage: Eukaryota; Fungi; Ascomycota; Sordariomycetes; Amphisphaeriales; Apiosporaceae. The record is from RefSeq and is a predicted model, not a curated record. Bases 1 to 1677 code for a protein of 558 amino acids.
AUGACCUCGUACUUCCAACACAGGCGUGACUGCCAGUUCAAGAAAAGGGAACGGGACGAUAGAAUUAGAGGCCUGACACAGUAUCAUGGGCCUUUCACUUCCUUCGAUCGUGAGGUUAUCGAUAGACCCAUUGAAGGUCUGGUUCAGGAUGUCCAUAGCGGCGUGCUUCAGCCUAUCGACAUCCUACGCACCUACGGUAGGGUGGCAGUCAAGGCUCAAGAAAAGACCAACUGUGUCACCGAAGUGAUGCUGCAAGAAGCCGAGGGUUGGAUCAAGGACGGGUCUGUGAAUCUCAAGGGCCCCUUGGCGGGCAUCCCCGUCAGUCUGAAAGAUACCAUCGUAGUCGGCGGUUUCGACACAACGGUUGCUUAUAGCGGAUUCGUUGGCAACAAAACGACCCAAGACGGGCCCGUUGUCAGGCUGCUCAAGGACGCCGGAGCUGUUCCGUACGUGAAGACCAACUUGCCCAUCACAAUGCUGAGCUUUGAGUCAACCAACGACGUCUGGGGCCGAUGCACAAACCCGUAUAACAACAAGUACUCUCCGGGAGGCUCCACCGGCGGAGAGGCUGCGUUGCUUGCGCUUGGCGGGCGGAUUGGCGUUGGCAGUGAUGUGGCAGGGAGUGUGAGGGUCCCGGCCCACUUCUCUGGUAUCUACAGUCUUCGAUGCUCAACCGGGCGCUGGCCCAAGUUGGGAUUCCGCACUAGCAUGCCCGGCCAGGAGGGCGUUCCGAGUGUCUACUCACCCAUGACAAGAACCUUGAACGACCUGACCUACUUCACGCGGGCCAUGGUUGGGAUGCAACCAUGGAAGUAUGACCCUUCGGUGCAUCCGCUAGCAUGGAGGCCGGAGAUCGAGAAAGAAUUCGCUGCCAAAUCCAAGCUUCGCGUCGGCAUUCUGAGAACCGAUGGUGUCGUAGACCCGAGCCCAGCCUGCGAGAGGGCUCUAAAACAGGUUGAGUCUGCUCUCAAGGCGGAAGGCCACGAGAUUGUGGAAAUCGACCCCCCUUCAUGCUACGAGGCUUUAGUUAUUGGCUCGCACUUACUCAACGCAGAUGGUUGCCAGAUGUUCAGGUCAUUCUUCCGCACUGGCGAAUGGAACGACCCGGGUGCUCGCCAGAUGGAGUGGCUGAUGAACCUACCAAGACCCUUGAAGUAUGUCUAUUAUCUAUGGGUCAAGUACGUCCGGAGAGACGACAUAUGGGCCGGUCUCAUCAGGGGCUGGCACCAAAAGAGUGCUUUUGAGAACUGGAAACUGGUCGCAGAACGAGAAGCGUACCGAGUGAAGUGGUUUGAAUGGUGGAACAGCGUCGACGUUGAUUUUCUCCUGACGCCACCAAAUGCAACCCCGGCCGUGCCACACGAUGGUAUGAGUGACGCUAUCAGUAGCUGUGGUUAUACUUUCUUGUUCAAUGUCCUCGACUAUUCGGCCGGCGUUAUGCCCGUAACUCACGUCGACAAGGACUUGGACAAGCUUCCCAAGGGUUUCAACCUCAAAAAGCUCAAUGGCGUUGCUCAAGGUGCUUACAAGCUAUAUGAUGCCGAAGCGAUGCACGGUCUCCCGGUUGGUGUGCAGAUUGUCGGACGCCGUCUUGAGGAAGAGAAGGUACUGGCAGUUAUGAAGAGAGUGGAGGAUGCACUGGGCGAAAGCAAGUAUCAACAACUGGAUGUUGAUUGA